AUGCAUAAUUCAAUUACUGCAAUUCGUAACUGUGUUAGAUAUAUUCGUUCAUCUCCUUCAAGGUUGCAAAAGUUUAAAUCUUACGUUGAGAAGGAAAAAGUUGAUUACAAAGUGUGGUUAGUUUUAGAUGUUCCUACAAGAUGGAAUUCUACUUUCAUGAUGUUGAAUGUAGCUCUUAAAUUUGAAAAGACAUUUGAAAGGUGCGCGGAUGAAGAUGACAAGUUUUUGAGUUAUUUUGAGGAGAAAGAAAAUGAUAAGAAGAGGAUUGGACCACCUAGUUCUAGUGAUUGGGAGUGUGCUUCUAUUUUUGUCAAAAUUUUGUCCACUUUUUACGAAGUUACUUUGAAGUUUAGUGGCACAUUGCACAUAACUUCCAACAACUUCUUUCAUGAGCUUUGUGAGAUUGAUUCUCAGUUGAGUUACUUGGCUAGUAACAAUGGUUCAUUUUGUCUUGAUCCGAGGUAUAAGUUGAAGUAUUUGAAGUUUUGUUUUGAGUCCUUAUAUGAUGCUCAAACUGUUGCUAAGCUUGUUGUUAAGGUGGAACAAAUUCUUCAUCAAUUAUAUAAUCAAUAUUCACAAGGUGGUAAAGAUGGUGAUGAGGCUAYCAAACUAGAAUCACCACCAAAGAAUGAUUCCAAAGAAUCUCAAAGAAAAAGAUUAUUGGAAUCAUUUUUGCAACAACAACAAAUGGACGUGCCGGAAAACAUGAACGACGUUGAUAGAUAUUUGGUUGAUGGAUCUAUCAAUCCAAAAACUCCAUCAUUUGACGUAUUACUUUGGUGGAAAGAUAAUACUAAUAGGUAUAGCAUUUUGUCUAUGAUAACUAGAGAUGUUCUUGCUAUACCUAUAUCUACUGUAGCAUCUGAAUCCGCCUUCAGUACUAGCGGUCGUAUUUUAGACUUAUUUAGAAGCUCUUUGAGUCCAAAAAUGGUGGAGGCCCUUACAAGCUCAAGGAGAAUGCAACAUCGGAGUCGGGAAGGUCAAAGACGGUUGUACUUGAUUAAGCAUUUAACAUAUGGAAAUGGGAAGUCUAUUGCUCGUAUCAAACUUUUGAUUUUUGAAAAUUGA
Cynara cardunculus var. scolymus (artichoke) is the source of this 1068-nucleotide messenger RNA. Its product is annotated as zinc finger BED domain-containing protein RICESLEEPER 2-like. The transcript is spliced from 4 exons. The record is from RefSeq and is a predicted model, not a curated record. Lineage: Eukaryota; Viridiplantae; Streptophyta; Magnoliopsida; Asterales; Asteraceae. Gene Ontology annotation, molecular function: DNA binding; protein dimerization activity. The coding region runs from base 1 to 1068 and encodes 355 amino acids.